Messenger RNA from Naegleria lovaniensis, 1689 nucleotides. RefSeq lists its product as uncharacterized. The transcript has a single exon. NCBI's taxonomy places the organism in Eukaryota, Heterolobosea, Eutetramitea, Acrasida, Naegleriidae. Bases 1 to 1689 code for a protein of 562 amino acids. The record is from RefSeq and is a predicted model, not a curated record. Gene Ontology annotation, molecular function: protein binding.
AUGUUCUCAUCUGAACGCAUGAACACAAUUCAUUCCGAUCAAGAAGAAGAGGAUGAUCAACCUCUCUCCAUUGAAGAUUUAUAUGCGUUAGCAAUUGAAAUGAAACAAGAAGGAAAACUCAAAAUGGCCAAACAAUCAUGUCUUGAAGGUAUUCAAAAAUUACGUAAUCAUAUGGAUACUACUUCCGAGAAAAUGAUGUCAUCAUCCUCUACAACAAGACAUUCAUCCUCUUGUUCACUGUUAUUUUCAUUUUAUAAUUUAAUUUCUCAAAUUUGUUUGGAAUUAAAAGAAUAUGAAGAUGCAUUGGAUUAUAAUCAACAGGUGUUGGAUCUAGACUCUUUAUUUAUGGAUGCAAGAUAUAGAAUGGGAUUUAUUUUAAUUCAAAUGAAAGUAUUUGAUUUGGCAAAGAACGUCAUUGAAGAAUCAAUGAAAUUAAAAUUAGAAAAUGAAAUUGAGGAACAAGUGAUGAAAAAGAAAUUCUCUAGCUUGUUGGAAUUGAUUGAAAAGAAUGGUAGAGAUAAAAAGAAUCAUCAUUCUCAUCAUUUACAUGAAAAGAAUCAUUCUCACGAAACGACUCAUCAUUCACAUGAAACAAAACAUUCUCAAUCAACACACAAAAUUCUCAUUCAUUUAAUUCGAACAUUUUCUCAAAACUUCUUGCAAUCAUUGAUUUCAGAAUAUUUAAUGUCUCAAUUAUCAACAACAACAACAACACAACAUUGCGAACAGAAAUCAAAGACUUUCCUUCUUUUACCAAAGUCAUUGCAUAAUCAUGAAACCAUUACUUCACCUCAUAUUACCUUUUACCAAGAUGUGAUCAUGCAAUGUAUGACCAUUUAUGAAAUGUUACACAAAUCUGAAACCAAUGAAAAGGUUCACUUCAUGAUCGUGGCCUCUCCAUCAUUGAAUAUUGAAGAGUUUAGAGAUCAUCCUUUUUUGAAUCUUGUCCACAGUGGUGUUUCUUUGAAUGCUAGUACUUUUUACAAUGAUAUUAAGAGUGAUGAUCGAAUCGUACAAGUUAUUGAAGAAAGUAAUCUAGCAAUUUUGGAGAAUUCAACAACGCUUUGUGAAGACAUCAAAGCAACCAUUCAAACACUCAACACCAACAUUUCAAUUUUAGAUUCAAAUCAAUCAAUACUCCAUGAUCUGAUGAUGCAUUCAAGCAAUACUUUUGAUUUUCAGAACGCUGUGGAUCAUCUUGGUUGGUGGAAGACUCUUUCUCACUCCUCUCCACGUGAUCACUACUGCAAUAUCGUAUCAUUUGUAUUUUGUUCAAGAAAACCAUUCAAUCUUCAACAGCUCUUACAAAAACUCAAUAACAGCAAUGGAGAAGAAUCAGAACUGUUUUGGGAUGUUGUGAUUCGUUCGAAAGGAUUCAUAUGGGUCGAUAGUGAUCACAAUUAUUUAUAUGAUUGGUCAACAAGUGGUUCCCAAUUGAAAGUGGUAAAGAAAACAUUGUUCUUAGCUGCGUAUCCUCCUGAAACACUUUCCAAAGUAUUACCUGAAAGACUUGUAGAAAUGAAGAGAAUCAACAAGUGGAUGGAACCAUUUGGUGAUAGGAGGCAAGAAAUUGCUUUUAUUUGUCGAAAAACUUCUCAAGUCGCCGAUCCAUACCAAUUCAUUUCUCAAUUUCUAUCAUCCAUGACGAAAACUCCUUCCAAUGUUAAUAUUAUUAAGUACAACAUGUGA